Messenger RNA from Cylas formicarius (sweet potato weevil), 1373 nucleotides. RefSeq lists its product as uncharacterized. Bases 372 to 905 code for a protein of 177 amino acids. The record is from RefSeq and is a predicted model, not a curated record. The transcript is spliced from 9 exons. Lineage: Eukaryota; Metazoa; Arthropoda; Insecta; Coleoptera; Brentidae.
GAAGCGCGUCGCGGGAAACAUCCCCCCCGCAGUUCGUAGUCGAAUUUCCCGCCGAAAAUUUUUCGCAACGCUUCAAUUUGGACCGUGGUGAGGUCGCCGUAGCCUUUGCGUACAGCCGCGGUUUUAACGAUACGCGAAGGGCUUUUUGCCUUUCCUCGCACCCUCCGAGGGCUAUUCCGACCAAAACAUCUACCACGGGCGACCGUCGAGCUUUGCCGUAAACGAAGGUUCAUACGAUUUGCCACAGGCGAAAAUCAUCUCUCAUGCGAAACCUCCUCGUGCGGAAUACGACGGGAUAAGAUUGCAAUUAAAGCUUCACAACGCGAGUCCAUAUAAUUGUUACUGGGAGCGUCGGCAUGCUGUAGUUUGCAAUGAAAUCCGCCCUGCUCGAUCCUUAUGAAGUCGUCGUCGGCAGAGGUUGUUUCCGAGUACUUAACGCAAAACAUACCGCCAUAAUCGCUGCGAUAUACACGUUGAAUAUAUCCAUCCUGGUGGUGCUAAUAUCGAGCUGGAGGAUAAAUGUAAACAGCAAGAAAUUUGUAUCGCUGGAAGAUGUCUAUUAUGGUGUACAAAUCGCUUAUCUAGUGAUAAUUGGAACGCAACUCUUUAUGGUAGUUUUAAGCAUUGUCUUAUUUUUAGGAAUAUAUAAGGAAAAUUUUAACCUUGUUAUACCAUGGGUUAUUGGCUCGAUAACGUUCAUGGCGUUGGAGGCUGUCGCAAUGGUUUAUUCCAAUGUCCUCAGAGAUCACGUAAACAAGGAAUUCGACGCGCUGUGCAAAGCAGAAGUGGCGUUUUUCAUCUCGAGGACGCUGAUUAAUAUCGUGGCGGUGAGUUACGUUAUGCGGUUCUGCAACCUGCUGCGCGCUGGGAUAAACUGGAAGGAACCGGAAAUAAUCGAGCUCUGAUUUAAAGACGGAACAUCCGUCGAACAUUUCGCGUGCAGGAUGACGACUAGGACGCCGCCACGCGGUGACGUGACGAACAAAGCCGGAAUUCUCCGAAAGUUUGGCGAGUUCGAAAAGUUUGAAAGUUAUUUGCAUUUUGCGCUCCACUUAAUACGAAUACUUUUACCGUCCGGAACGGAUGUUCGGCUUUGGCCAAUGAAUAUUGUAAUCCGGCAUUAAGAAUUUCGGAUAUUUUAUUAUUGAUUUCGUGCGAAUUCGCGCCACAGCACUUUUCGUCGGAAUAAAUGAAACGCACGAGCGUUAUUGUGAAAUAGACAUUCGUAUCUCCGUCCUUGUUACUUUAGCACAUGAUGUGGUUGCCAACGGUACUAUAUUAUAUAAUAUAUAAAGUAUUGCACAGUGUGAGUCAAUGGUAGAGUACAAUUAUCUCAUUGUCUUCAAAAGUUAGCACCUCAUUUUUAAAUUUUG